AUGCGCCAAUUCAAUCGCCGUGCCACCCCCAACCGCCGAAAGACCCGAAGUGUGCUCCCGGAUGAGAGGGGGAGGGAGGCGAAGGCAUCCAUGCUGGGGGCCAGGGGUUUGUGGGCGGCUGCCCAGGACCAAACCAACAACAAGCAAAACAAGCACGGCCUCCUCUCCUCUGGUUCCAACAACCAGCCCACAGCGGGGCCCAACAGGGCGACGAUUCGCAGCAAAAGAGGCACGGAUUCCCCCACUUUCGGCACUGCGGCGAUGGGUCAUGGACCUUUGGACCAUUGGACCAACAAGCAAAACGCUGGUGCACUCACUUUGUAG
Molecule: messenger RNA, 324 nt
Organism: Colletotrichum higginsianum IMI 349063
Lineage: Eukaryota; Fungi; Ascomycota; Sordariomycetes; Glomerellales; Glomerellaceae
Exons: 2
Coding region: 1-324 (107 amino acids)
Source: RefSeq, a predicted model, not a curated record